AUGCCAGCUGUGGUCAUCAACAAUGGAGUACCCACUGGUCGGCACGAGAGUGGUAUAGGCCGACAACCCGGAUUACCAGAACUACCCAGCGGGCCUGCUGAUCGACCUUCGUCGCCGGCACUUGCGUCGCAUGCUUGGGAUGCUCCUGCAGCCGAGCUUGAGUCGCGUAGUCGCGCGAUUGAAGCCGUGGAACUUUCAGCCUCGUCCACCACGCAGCGGCCUCGUCGUGCCUCGCGAUACCAGCGUCAUUAUUCCACAUCACCGGUAGAGACAGCGUCUAUCAAUGCACUGCUCGCAGCGACAGAUGCGGUCGAGUUGGAUUCCACGCCUAUUAUCGCAGAGUUGCCAGCCGCCGAUACACAUCACCCUUUUUCAAGACAGAACAAUGCUGUCGGCUCCUUGCACUCGGGCUCCGCGUACCAGGCGUACCCUGGCCUCGCUGACCUUUCUCUGUCCGAUGCACCCCGCUCGCCAUCUCCUCUGACGAGUUCAUCCGCUCGCGCUCACACUCGGACUCGCUCAUCGGCCGUGGUUGAGCAGCAGAAACCUCCUCCCGACAUCCACGACCAAACGCAUCGCCGGCAACUGGUAUCUUCUCCGGUGGCCAUGAUGGACGCUGAUAGCCUCGUCCCCAGCCACGCGAGAGCGAGGGCCAAAUCAGCCAGCCUACCCAAUUCACCACCGUAUCCGUGUCCAGGCCCGAAACAGCCCACCUCGUCAUAUUCCGAACCCCAACCUCAGCACCAGCACCAGCACCAGCACCAGACAAAGCUGCCUUACCCGCUUUAUCACGGCACCGGGACGGUUGUGAUGCCGCUGCACCGGGACUACGCGAGUUAA
This is a messenger RNA of Fonsecaea erecta, 840 nucleotides long. RefSeq lists its product as hypothetical. The record is from RefSeq and is a predicted model, not a curated record. NCBI's taxonomy places the organism in Eukaryota, Fungi, Ascomycota, Eurotiomycetes, Chaetothyriales, Herpotrichiellaceae. The transcript has a single exon. Bases 1 to 840 code for a protein of 279 amino acids.